Molecule: messenger RNA, 1505 nt
Organism: Callorhinchus milii (elephant shark)
Lineage: Eukaryota; Metazoa; Chordata; Chondrichthyes; Chimaeriformes; Callorhinchidae
Product: C2 calcium-dependent domain-containing protein 4C
Exons: 1
Coding region: 1-1368 (455 amino acids)
Source: RefSeq, a predicted model, not a curated record
AUGUGGCUGUUUGAGAAGCUGAGGGGGUCGGUGGAGACCAGUCUGGCGCUGCCGAGCGAGGCUGAGCCGCGGGACGGGAAGCCCCGACCCUCCCUCUACAGCAACGUACUGACCCCGGACAAGAUCCCGGAUUUCUUCAUCCCCCCCAAACUGGCCGGGGGCUCGGGGGAGGGCGAGAAUGGCGAGGGCAAGAGAAAGAAACCGGGGCCAGGGGCCUCGCCCGCCGAGCCGGCCGACGGCGGCAAGAGAACGCCGGGCGGGAAGCGCUCGGGCGAGGCCAGCGCCGACUUACUGCAGGCGGCGAGUCGGUACAUCAUCCAGAUCGAGAGCGCGGACGACCUGGAGCCCGACGACUUGGAUCUGGCCUGCCAGCCGGCCGGGGGCUCGCCCCAGCCCCACCGAGCCCUGGCGCACACCCCGUACGGCUGCUCCACCCUGAAGGAGAGCCCGCACACCCGGCGCAAGGAGUCACUGUUCCACGUGGAGCAGGGCGCCAGCCCCGGGUCCUCGCCCGGCUCCCGGCGCAAGGGCUCGGGCCAUGGCAAGACCAACGGGGAAAGCCACCACCUGAACCCCCCCGAGCCCGGCCUGGGACUCUGGCCGGCCGGCACCUGCCGGUACCUCGGCGGCGGGGACAGCGACACCGGCUCCUCGGCCGAGUCCUCGCCCUUCACCUCCCCGCUGCUCUCCCGCUCGGUCUCCGGGACCUCCCUGCUCAAGAUGUUCAGCCACGAGAACCUGUCCCGCCGUCUGCAGUCGCUCCAUCGCAACAGCUCGCUGUCCACCGACGAGUGCAGUUCGACCGACGCCACGCCCAACGUGUCCAGGAGGGCGGGGCGAUGCCUGACUCCUCCCGCCACUGGCCCCGGCUCCGCCCAUGGCUCCACCCCCAGUUCCACCUCCACCGGCCCCGCCCUUGGCCCCGCCUCCGCCCCCUGCCCCCGGGCCGUGUUGCCUCUCAACCUGCCCCACUGCCGGGACCGGCUGGUCAAGGAACACACCGUGCGGUUGAGCAAAGGCGGGGCGGUCCGGCUGUCCGCGGAGUACGACUGCAGCAACGCCAGGCUCCGUGUCCGGAUCAUCACGGCCGAGGAACUGUACGACAAGUCCCUGGACCACAAGAGCAUCAACUGCUGCGUGAUCCUGUACCUGAACCCGGGCAAGACCCAGAGACAGAGGAGCACCAUCAUCAAGAACAGCAGGAACCCCAUCUUCAACGAGGACUUUUUCUUCGACGGGAUCUCGGCCGAAGACUUCAAGAGGAGCUCGCUGAAGCUGAAGGUGGUGAACAAAGCCUCCAGCCUGAAGCGAGACUCCGUGCUGGGCGAGAAGGAGCUGCGGCUCCCUUUCCUCUUACCUUUCUUCUGAGACGUGAUGUCGAAUGCAAAGAUUAUUAUUAUUAUUUUUAUUAUUGUUAUAACGUUGGGUUGUGCGAUUCCCCCGAUAGACUGGAUGGCAGCUCUCUACAUUUCACCUCCCAACCUCACCCACAUCCCCCCCCCACC